Messenger RNA from Exophiala bonariae, 2853 nucleotides. RefSeq lists its product as uncharacterized. Lineage: Eukaryota; Fungi; Ascomycota; Eurotiomycetes; Chaetothyriales; Herpotrichiellaceae. Gene Ontology annotation, cellular component: spindle pole; mitotic spindle pole body; centrosome. The record is from RefSeq and is a predicted model, not a curated record. The coding region runs from base 1 to 2853 and encodes 950 amino acids. The transcript has a single exon. Gene Ontology annotation, biological process: mitotic cell cycle; spindle assembly; cytoplasmic microtubule organization. Gene Ontology annotation, molecular function: microtubule minus-end binding; gamma-tubulin binding.
AUGGCUGAUCCGAGAUUGACUCGCAUUGACGGUACUCUGACCACGCUGUUCGAGAGCCUCAUCCCACCUCUAAGUCCGGAACAGGACGAUACCGACACCGAGUUCCAAAUCGAAAGAGCUAUCCAGAAUGCCAAAGCAUUGGUGCACAAUGGGAACGCUCGUCUCCCUCCAGACACAAAUCAAGCCUCCGACUUGAUCAAGAGAAAGUUGCUACGUGAAAAUGCUUCUCCAGAAAAGGCUGCAAGGUUCAGCAACCUCUAUUCAAGGCUGCUAGCCAUACCGGUUCUUAAUCAAAAAUGGGCAAUCCUCUAUCUGCUUUACAAACUGUCAGAUCAUACAACCCUGGACGUACACGAGCGCUCUCCAAUUGCAGAGUCGGAUGAAGUCAGAAACGUACCACGCCGGCAUACCCUCUCCUCUGAGCCGCCUUUUCCUUCCCAAGAAGAUCAACGCCAAAGGUCAGAGCCUGCAACGCCUCUUCCAUUGCCGAGAAGAGAUGGCAACCCGAAGCCAAAUGCUAAACAACACGCCAAGGACGAGAAUGAAGACAUCCAGAGACAGCAACAGCAACAGCAGACAACGCCCAGCAAAACAAGAAUAACAUCGCAACCUCUGACUGCCAACAAGCCACCACAAAUCAUCUCGCCCUCCGAAGUCGAAUUGCUACGGGAUCUCCCUUUCAACCUACAGGGGGUCUCAUCCGCUCAUCUAGAAUUUGUCAGUGCGACUUCAUUGAGUCUUCCGGCAACCUUGCCGAUUCCCAUACUAUCUCUGCUUCAUGCAUUGGCAGAGCCGUGUCUCUUGUAUCGUGGCCUCGCCGAGUACGCGGGGGGACGAGACGGAGGCCUUAUCGACCAGAGUCUUCGCUCUGCAAUCAACAAUGAGUUGAGAUCAUAUCUGAGUCUGGUUGCUUCUUUAGAAACGGAGAUAAGACAAGCCCUGGCUACUAUCGACAGUGGAAAGGACCGUAUAACCAUUCAAAAAACCGGUGUAACCUUAAAGCGGUGCCUCAUAUGGACUCGGGAUGCGACCAUGGGUUUAAGAUUGAUGAAAUUGAUUGUGGAGGAAUCUAAAAUCAAGCGUGGAGGUCAACUGAUCUCCCUUAUACAUUCUUUGUCUUCGUCCCACGGAGACCCGUUCGUGGCAUCUUUCGCAGAAAGGCUUCUCUCCAACGUCGCCCGGCCCUUUUACGAGAUGUUGAAGCAUUGGAUUUAUGAUGGAGAGUUGAUCGACCCUUACCAUGAGUUCUUCAUUACCGAACCAGAUCCAAAUUCCCAGCCACUAGUAGAUCAUCGGCAUAUUGCCACAUCGGUGUGGGAGGAGAAGUAUAAGCUUGAGUCAGCUAUGGUUCCCUCCAUCAUCUCAUCUGAUUUUGCAAGAAAGGUCUUUCUGAUUGGGAAAUCACUGAAUUUCAUCCGACAUAACUGUGGUGAUUCUGAUUGGGUCAUCCAGUAUUCAAAGUCGAACUCGAAAUCUCUAGAUGAUACAAACACCGCCAAUCUGUCGCUCUCCAUUGAUGUGGCUUACCGGACCACAAUGUCGCGAUUGACCAGUUUGAUGUCAACAAAAUUCGGCUUGUUCACGCAUCUGACGGCCAUUAGGAAGUACAUGUUAUUUGCCCAGGGCGACUUCUUCGAAUUGCUCAUCGAGUCGUUGGCUCAACAUCUAGACCGUCCUGUCAAUUCCAUGUAUCGACAUAAUCUCACUUCACAGCUUGAACAUGCCAUUCGACAUUCCAAUGCUCAGUAUGAUGACUCUGAGGUUCUCAGGCGACUCGAUGCUCGCAUGCUUGAAUUGUCCAGUGGGGAGAUCGGUUGGGAUUGCUUUACGCUAGAGUACAAAAUUAGUGCACCUUGUGAUGUGGUCAUCACACAAUGGGCCAAUACUCAGUAUUUGAAGAUAUUCAACUUACUGUGGAGGAUUAAAAGAGUCGAGUUCUCUCUGAGUUCAACCUGCAAGCGAUGCAUGACAGGCGAUCGAGGUGUACUUGCUGCUGUUAGUGACAAGCUGGGCAACGACUGGAAACGUUCGAGGUGUGUAAUUGCUGAGAUGGUACAUUUUGUCAACCAGCUUCAAUACUAUCUCUUGUUUGAGGUAGUCGAAGCUAGCUGGGAAAAGCUUGAGGAGGCUAUCAAGAAGCCGGAAGCCACCCUCGACGACUUGAUCGAGGCGCACACCACCUACCUGAACAAUAUCACGAAAAAGGGACUGAUUGGCCAACAACGACAUCCAGUGACAGGUCUACAGGAAGACAGCCUCGUUGUGCAGGUGCAUCAUAUCCUCAAAUGUAUGCUCAAUUAUCGCGAGGUCAUUGAUUCUCUAUACUCGUACAGUGUUGCUGAGUAUACUCGACGCCAGCAGUUCAGUGCCAAAAUCGAGCAACGGACGGCGCAGGGACGUUGGGGUAUUACGGAGAAAGAUCUCGCCGGAGAUUCUCGGGCUAGCACACCCAGUUCAACGACAGCAACCAAAGCGCUGAAGUCAGGACCCCUUCUUCCCGAAGCAAAUGACUCCCCUUCAGCCCAACCGAUCCUGUCUCUCGGUCUGGGAGAUGACGAAUCACAUCUCAACUCACUACGCUCACGGCAGAUCAAUCUCUCGGCGGAAUUCCGAUCUCGCCUCAGCAUGCUCCUGUACGACUUGGCCCACCAGCCAGAUGUCGACCUGCGAUUUUUAGGCGUAGUCAUGAACUUCAACGAGGUAUACCAGCCCGUAAAUGUGAGGAGGCACCAAGCAAGGCGUGCUCGGGAGAAGCGCGAGCAUGAGAGGAAAGCUCGUGAGGCAACGGUCCCUUCGUCCGAGGCGAACACGUCAAUGGAGAGAGACCUAAAUAGCUCCACGACCAAAGCAUGA